AUGUCUAUUAUCAAAAAACCCGAUUUAACUGACCCAAAACUACGAGCAAAACUAGCGAAAGGUAUGGGACACCAUUACUACGGUGAACCUGCAUGGCCUAAUGAUAUAUUUUACAUGUUUCCAGUAGUGAUUUUAGCAACUAUCGCAUGUGAUGUAGGAUUAUCUAUACUAGAACCUUCUGUUCUUGGCGAAAAAGCAAAUCCGUUUGCUACACCACUAGAAAUAUUGCCUGAGUGGUAUUUUUUUCCUACUUUUAAUUUACUAAGGGUUAUUCCAAAUAAAUUAAUAGGUGUCUUAUCUAUGGCAUCUGUACCAUUUGGAUUAAUUACUAUACCAUUUGUUGAAAGUAUUAAUAAAUUUCAAAACCCUUUCCGAAGACCUAUUGCAACUAGUGUAUUUUUAAUAGGUACAUUUGUUAGUAUAUGGCUAGGUAUUGGAGCAACCAUGCCUUUAUCUAAAGCACUUACAUUAGGCGUAUUUUAA
This is a messenger RNA of Chondrus crispus (carragheen), 483 nucleotides long. NCBI's taxonomy places the organism in Eukaryota, Rhodophyta, Florideophyceae, Gigartinales, Gigartinaceae. The record is from the annotation of a RefSeq genome assembly.